This is a messenger RNA of Dendroctonus ponderosae (mountain pine beetle), 1572 nucleotides long. Its product is annotated as cytochrome P450 4d2-like. The record is from RefSeq and is a predicted model, not a curated record. Lineage: Eukaryota; Metazoa; Arthropoda; Insecta; Coleoptera; Curculionidae. The transcript is spliced from 8 exons. Gene Ontology annotation, molecular function: oxidoreductase activity, acting on paired donors, with incorporation or reduction of molecular oxygen; monooxygenase activity; iron ion binding. The coding region runs from base 32 to 1510 and encodes 492 amino acids.
UCAUUUCAAUUGUACAUGGAGAAACAGUGCUAUGUAUUUUUUCCUUUUUUGCAUUGUGACUCUAGUGCUUAUGUGGUUCAUAACGCAUCUGCAUAAUAUUUACAACCAUCUCAAGGAGUUUCCCGCUCCCCCAAUUGUACCGGUUUUGGGGCAUGUGUUUGAUUAUGUGGAUCCUAAAAAAGCUCUAUCGAUUCUUACAAAUAAUUUAGUUAAUCAUGGAGGAGUAAUUCGACAAUAUAUUGGCCCGCGAAAGCCCAGUUUGGCAACAGCAAAUAGGGACUUUUUGCAGUUUUUAUGCCGCCAUAGUAAAUACAUAGGGAAAGCGAAAUAUUACCGAUACUUAAAGCCAUGGCUUGGAGAAGGCCUCCUGACCAGUGAUGGUCACCAAUGGUUAUCCAGAAGAAAGGCCCUGACAUCGAGUUUCACCCAAUCGGCUGUGCUCAGGAACUUUGUUGGGGUUUUUGAGGAAAAGAGCGAUCAACUGAUUGAAGAGAUAAAUGGCCUCAGUGGUGAUAAAGCCAAUGUGCAUCUUAUAAUGAAAAGAUUCACUUUAGAUGUAAUUUGCGAAACCGCAAUGGGAGUAUCCUUAAGCUCCCUUGCGAAUUCAGCUGAUUCAAACUACGCAAUUAGUAUUGAAAGCGUCUGCGAAGUGAUCCAGAACCGAAUGACAUCCUUUAUGAAGAAUUUCGACUUUUUUUACCAGUUUUCUAGUGAUUGCAAGAAGGAAAAGAAAAAUUUGGCAGUUAUUGAUAGAAUGUUGCAUAAAAUAAUCAAAGCCAAACACCAAGAGAGGCAACAAAUUGGAAAUGCGAAAGAAAGAAAAGAUAUGCUCGAUUUGAUGAUGGAGGUGGAGAUUGAGGGAAAAACGCUGAGCAGCAGUGAGUUGAGAGCGCACAUCAAUAGCUUUACUUUUGCGGGGUAUGAUACGACCAGUUCUGCUAUGUCGUUGGUACUCUAUGAAAUAGCAGAAAAUCCAAGUAUUCAAGAAAAACUGCUUGAAGAACAAAUGCAAAUAUUCAGCGGAAAGUUGAAUAACGCAUCAGUAACUUAUGAGAUUCUACAUAAAAUGGCUUAUUUAGACAUGGUUAUUAAGGAAACGUUGCGACUUCACACCAUUGUUCCCUGUAUCGGAAAACGAGCCACCAAAGACUUGCAAUAUGAGGGUAAAACAGUUCCAGCUAUGCUGAACAUAAACAUUUGCAUUCACGCGUUUCACCACAACCCGAAUUACUUUCCGGAACCAGACAAAUUUAAUCCUGAAAGAUUUGCAGAUGAAACCAAAAUUGAUCCAUUCGCUUAUAUCCCGUUUGGCGUAAAACCUCGGCAAUGUCUAGGGAAAGAAUUUGCAAUGCUCGAGAUGAAAUGUGCCUUAUCCAAAAUAAUCAGGAACUUUCAAGUGGUGAAAGUUCCAGAUUUUCAGCUGGAUCUGAGGCCGAAAUUGGUGCUGUUUUCCGCCAAUGGAAUUUGGGUUGGGUUUAAAAAAAGAAGCGUGACCGAUGAAAAUGUGUAAAAGUUCGAUUGAUGAAUCUCAAAACCCGAGGGGUGUAAUAAAUAAAAUGCAUUUAGAUCCAA